UGUUGGUAACUUCCGGUUUGUUUUCCUCCGACUGCUAGCUCCUUGCAAACGGUGGACAGGUUAAAUGAGUAGUGAACUCUAAAAGUGAUGCUCGAAGGGAUUCUCAAAUUCUAACUAUUCCCCUGAGGACUUAACUUAGGUGCCCAGAUAUCUGUAGAGCUGUGAUGGUACCUCACUGCCUGCUGUGAUAGCUGUAUACAAUAGCAUCAGGAUGGGUGUGCAGGGUCUCUUGUCGGCCUGUAUGCGCCAGAGAAAUGCCUGUGUGGAAGAAGUUGAUCUUGUACAAGUCGCUCGAAAUCGAGGUGGCAUAGAGAUACUAGUGGAUUACUACUCAUUCGAAUUGUUUGUUCUAGAACAGUUUUGGUUCUCUUUAUGUCACCACCAGCACAACGAUUACCUGUGGAUUAUGGGGGGUGAGUACGCCUCCCUUGAUGUUUAUCUGAAGAAACUUAUUUUAGAUCUCAAGGCUUUACGCAUCAAUUUAGUGUUCUAUGUUGAUGGUGCAAAAGGUGCGUCUACAGAAACGACUCGUGAGAAAAUGGACACAUGGAUUCAAAGACAUCAUCGGGAUGUUGGAAAAAUUGACAACAUCAUGAAGGUAUGUUGUGGUGGGAUGCCUAUUACGGAACUUCAGGAGAAUGUACGACCACUUCUGCAGGAGGAACAGUUUAUAUACACUCUCAGACAAUGUGGUUGUGAGGUUUAUCAAGAUCCUGCAGGAGAAGCAGACUGUGUUAUUGCUCAGGCCCUACAUCAGAGAGAGAAAGCGUAUGGUGUGUUCAGUAACGAUUCCGACUUCUGUAUAUUUAAAGACUGCACAUUCAUCCCCAACACACAGUUUGACCUGAUGGGUGACCUCAAGUUGGGUGCAGCAUGCAACAUGCCCAUCAAACCAGAACGUUUAAUUGUCGGAGUGAUCACAACUGAUCGAGUCAUGAACAUAUUUGGUCUUCCUAGUCAUGACCACCUGUUGGAGCUGAGUGUUGUAGCUGGUAAUGACUUUACUGGUCCAUACAUGAGAAGUGGGCUCCAACGGAAACUGGAGAUCAAAGGUCGUGGGGUCGAAGGUGUAGCAGAAUGGAUCAGAGAACAUAAUGUCCCAGAGACUCACCCUGUGUUUGCGCAGGAAAUGAGAAACAAUAUGAGAUUCUGCAGUGCAGUAGUUCACAGCCGUAACUUCUACAACCUGGGGGUGCCACCAGUGAAGCCAAGUAAAACAGGGUACCUGUCUGAGCUCCUAGAGAAAGGAAUCCGCGAAGGACGCUUUGUAGCCAGGGUGAUGGGCAUGCACAACAACUUCUACUGGCAUCGUGUGGUGGUAGAGGACAUGAGUCAAGGUCAGCCCUGCGCAGAGGUCGCCCUUGCCCCACUCAGGGCUCAUGUGUAUAGAAUUGUUCUUCAGCGACAUGAGAGCAUGGUGGAGGAGUAUGGCCGUAGCCCUUGGGAACCUCUUAGGACAGCAGGGGUUUUGGCAGUAGAAGAUGGCAACAUUCCUUCAAUAAACCGCAUCCAGCCUGACAAGAUAUUCUGGAACCUGAAACAUUUCCACUACAUCAUGUCUCACCUGGAGCAAAGAACUGGUUCAGAGAGUAAUUGGUUCGAACGAUAUGGUAGGAGAACAGGCUUCUCAGUGUACGUUCUUCGAUAUUUCCUUCUACUCAACUGGGGUCGCAAUCUGUAUGUGACAGAAAAUGAGUUUCUUGCCUUGCUGGCAAUGAUGUUGGGACGUCCUGCAGCAGCUAAGUAUCAAGGGAUCUGCAUCCGCCCAACGCCUCGCUGUGUUACCCUCGGCAACUGGUUCCAGGAUCUCUACUAUCAUGCAUACUGCUUCCUGGGGAAGCUACUGAACAUUAGCCACGAAUUCCCACUGCCUAGUGAGGUGUACUCCGGAGCAGUAUGGACUGUCUUCUACACCUGCUCAAAGGAUGGAACAUUCAGAUCGGCACUAAAUCAGGUAUCUAUGGACGUAUUGAAAGCAACUCAAGGGGAUAUGAAUGCCAUUAUCAAAGAAAAACGCCACAUGAUCCGAUACAUUGUGGAAGGAAUUUUCACAUUCGAUGCUCGAUUCUGAUUUCUGAUUGGAAGAGAUUAUUCCUACCAAUGUUGGACAGAUACAGGGUAUUCUCAUGAACGUUUCUGAUUGGAUAAGACAUUUCUACGUACCAAUAGAAUGAUAUAACGGAUAUUCUGAGGACCGUUUCUGAUUGGGUGAGACAUUUGACUAUUCCCACCAAUAGGACGAAAUAACGGAUAUUCUGAGGACCAAAUCUGAUUGGAUAAGACGUUUGGCUAUUUCCACCAAUAGGACGAAAUAACGGAUAUUCUGAGGACUGAUGCACCCAUCAUGUCAUGCCUUGAGAGAAAUUAUGUUAAAUGACAAGAACCCGCGAUUGUCUUUAGCAGUACAUUAUGAUUGGUCGUAACAUUUCCUCCAUGUCUCCUGUAGGGACUUUUAAACGAACGACUACAUUCUACGUGGUGUCUUUAGUGAUAAUAUCUGGAAUUAGAAGGUAUUAUAAACAGUAAAAUAGUUAAUGACAAACAACCAUUAAACAUCCAACAUUAUCCAUUCUAUAUAAUCAUCUAGUGUAUGCAUAUAUACAUGCACACGCACUAUUUAGUUAGAUACAUUAAAGAUUGGUGAAACACCAAUGACGACAUUAGUUCAGCUACAGAAAAAUGAAGGAAAUCAGUAACCUUUAUAUGUCUUUGUUACCCAGAUCUAGUUCUUCUCGUAUGUACUUAUAGCAGCAAUCAUACAACUGCCGGUGGCGCGGAUAUCUUUGAUUUGUUGUCAACAAGAUCUAGUUUUUCUCGUGUGUACUAUUUAAUAGCAUGCAUACAACUGCCGGUGGCGCGAAUAUCUUUGAUUUGUUGUGAAAAAUAGAUCUGGUUCUGUUCGUAUGUACUUUCAGAUGGCUGAACACACAGCAGUUGAAAGCUUUAAUCAUAUGUGGCUAGACUUAGAAUUUAUAGAGAGUGUUCUUGAUAGUAAGGAAGUGUAAAUUCUUUAAACCAGGUGUUUCCAUUGAUAUUGAUUUUACUUUUGUUCGUUUGGUAUGAUAUGCUUGGGUCUGUAAGUUCUUCCAUUGAGGAAACAGGCAGUUUCUUCAAUGAUUGCUAUACAGAUCCGGAUGAUGCGAGCUAUGCAGUCAUGGACAUGACGAUAUAAGAGUCACAAGGAUGUCUCUUUACCCAGAUCUAGUCAUGAUCAUGUGCACUAUUUGAUAAGCUGCAUGCAUCUGUUAGUGGCGUGGAUAUCUUUGAUCUGUUGUUAAUGAGAUCUGGUUCAGUUCGUGUUUGCUAGAAUAGGUAAGAUCAAUCAAUGCCGAGCCUGGAGGAGUUCUUUGGCGUUUCCACUUCAGUCUUGGUGCUCAUCUCUGUAUGGAAAAAGGUAUAGUAAACGUUUUUAUUCUAUUAUUUCUUAUGAUGUAGGUGACAGUUUUGUUGCAGCCUGUUUGAAUUUGAUUUUACUUAAGAGAAUAUAAAUGGUGCAAUUUCAGGUAGCAAUUUUUUCCCUGUUGUUUACUUGCUUAAUUGAGUGAUCAUUAGAGUGGCAAAUUAGCACAGACAACCAAUUGUUUGGUUUUGUAUUUUGUUAAUUUCAAAUUUGAUUCAUACAUUAAUAAUGUUCCUGUUUUUCUUCUGUUUUAGUUCAGAUGCAGUUUUGAAAGCUUUUAUUUUCAUUUCCCAUUAAGUGCUAAAAUGGUAUAUGAUAUUGGUAUGAUAUCGCGUUUAAGAGAAAAUUACAUUGUUUUAGAUGUAAAGUUAUUAAUCAAACAUGGAUAAGAAAAGCAACAAUACUGACUAUUUAAUAAAAAAUUGUUUGGUUGUGUUGUUUCAUA
Pecten maximus is the source of this 3845-nucleotide messenger RNA. RefSeq lists its product as uncharacterized. Lineage: Eukaryota; Metazoa; Mollusca; Bivalvia; Pectinida; Pectinidae. The transcript is spliced from 8 exons. The coding region runs from base 212 to 2071 and encodes 619 amino acids. The record is from RefSeq and is a predicted model, not a curated record.